Molecule: messenger RNA, 1053 nt
Organism: Phytomonas sp. EM1
Lineage: Eukaryota; Euglenozoa; Kinetoplastea; Trypanosomatida; Trypanosomatidae
Source: the annotation of a GenBank genome assembly
AUGACAUCUGACUACACAUCCUACGUCGAGCUCCAGGAGCAGAUCUACACCGCGAAGCACUUGUUUGGUGAGGAGCUGAAAAAAAAUCUAAAUCUGAUCCCUGUUGAAUGCCCCCUUAUAAUUCGUGUGGGAACGGGCAUCCAGGACGACCUUUCCGGCGUCGAGAAGAGCGUUAAGGUUGAUAUAGCCAAUAUUCCCGAAUCAACAUUUGAGGUGGUUCACUCCUUGGCGAAGUGGAAACGUCAGAAACUUAGCGAUUACAAAUUCCCUGUUGGGAAAGGCAUUGUCAGCAACAUGAAGGCCCUGCGUGUUGGGGAAGUCCUUGAUAACGUGCAUUCCUUUGUGGUGGACCAAUGGGAUUGGGAAAGGGUUAUCAAACACGAGGACCGUAACCUUUCCUUCCUGAAGAAUAUCGUUGAGAGCAUCUACGAGGCCCUUCGUUCGACGGAGUCCAAGCUCAGCGAGAUCUAUUCGCACCUCACACCGGUGCUUCCCCCGAAGAUCACCUUCCUCCACACGGAACAGCUCCUCGGCAAGUACCCCAAACUCAGCCCGAAGGAACGGGAGCGCGAGGCGACGAAGGAGUUUGGCGCGGUCUUCCUCGUCGGGAUCGGCGCGAAGCUUUCCCACGGUGAAUCCCACGACGCCCGAGCCCCGGACUACGACGACUGGAGCUCACCGAUUUCCUCCGACGAGGCGGUCGCGCACUUCCCGGAUCUUCACAUGAGCGCGAACGCCUGUGUGUCGUUCCCCGGCCUCAACGGCGACAUUCUCGUUCACAACCCCGUCCUGGACGACGCCUUCGAGCUCAGCAGUAUGGGGAUCCGCGUCGACCCCGAGACCCUCUGCGCACAGCUCGAGGAGACCGGCGACACCGCGCGGAUGGAGCUGCCUUGGCAUAAAGACCUCAUCGCGCGGAAUCUUCCGCAGACCAUCGGCGGGGGGAUCGGGCAGAGCCGCGUCGCGAUGUUCCUCCUCCGCAAGAAGCACAUCGGAGAGGUUCACUGCAGCUUCUGGCCGAAGGAGGCCUACAGCCAGUAUGCACUCCUCUAG